This is a messenger RNA of Osmerus eperlanus (European smelt), 2169 nucleotides long. RefSeq names its product inhibitor of growth family, member 1 (gene ing1). The record is from RefSeq and is a predicted model, not a curated record. The transcript has 4 exons. Gene Ontology annotation, cellular component: nucleus. Bases 179 to 1099 code for a protein of 306 amino acids. Gene Ontology annotation, biological process: positive regulation of DNA-templated transcription. Lineage: Eukaryota; Metazoa; Chordata; Actinopteri; Osmeriformes; Osmeridae.
AAACAAACCAGUUCCAGCGCUUGCGUACUUGGUCACCCACUAGUGCCAUCCUCCGUCCACGCUGAACGAGGGACGCAGGGCUGAUGCACCUUCACCGGAUUUAUGGACUGGAUGUCUCGUAGCUGUAAACAACUUUGAAGUACUAUUUGAAAGGCUUUGCGGGUCUCCCUGGCUGAAGAUGUUGAACCCGGCAAAUGGAGACCCCGUCCACGUCGUCACAAACUAUGUGGAAGAAUAUCUGGACUUGGUCGAGUCAUUACCUUUCGACCUGCAGAGGAGUGUGUCUCUAAUGAAGGAAAUCGAUGCCAAAUAUCAAGAUGUACUGCAAGAGCUGGAUGAUGCCUAUGAACGUUACCGUCGGGAGACAGACCCUCAGCAGCGCCGCCGACUUCAGCUGGCUAUUCAGAGAGCUCUGAUCCGCAGUCAGGAGCUGGGAGAUGAGAAGAUCCAGAUUGCUGGUCAGAUGGUGGAGCUGGUAGAAAAUAGGUCCCGCCAGGUGGACUGGCACUCGGAACUCCUGCACACCACCCAGGAGACCCCUGAAAGUAACAUCCCCACGGCAACAUCUGUAACAACUCCCACGGCAUCCUUGAUGUCACCGUCCUGUGCCACCAUUACCCCAGGCAAGGCAGGACACCACGACAAGCGCCGUGAAGAAGUCACGCCGAGUUCAGGCAGCGUGGACAAGUCCAGCGGUAAACGGUCCAGGCGGCAGAAGAACGGCGAGAACAGGGAGAGCUACGGAGGUCUGGAUCCCAGCGAAGAGGCAGGUAUGGGGGCAUCCAGGGAGAAGAGGGCCAAGACCUCGGCCAAGAAGAAAAAGAGGUCAAAGGGCAAGUCAGAGAGGGAGGUGUCGCCGCCAGACCUGCCUAUCGACCCAGAUGAGCCCACAUACUGCUUGUGUGAACAAGUGUCGUACGGCGAAAUGAUUGGCUGUGAUAAUGAUGAGUGUCCAAUAGAGUGGUUCCACUUCUCCUGCGUGGGACUGCAUCACAAGCCCAAAGGGAAGUGGUUCUGUCCCAAGUGUCGGGGGGAGAAUGAGAAGACCAUGGACAAGGCCCUGGAGAGGGCUAAAAAGGAGAAAGCCUACAACAGGUAGCUACUUUGUCUGGGCCUUUGGACAAUCUGUUGUCUUGUCAGUUCUGUGUUUAUUGUAUUUUUCUACUCCAAUUUACUAUCAAUGCUGUUGGAUGACAAAAGUUACGAAUUGGAAAAGAGAGGGACGUCUUGACAAAUGUUAUUUUUGUACAUCUGAAGUUGCUAUUCAGUGACUGAGAUUGUUUUCCCUCUGGUCAUCAUCAUACGUUUAGUUAACAAAAUGCAAUGCAACCCCACGUGAAUGAAAGAAAACUGCCCUGCACUUACACACCUAUGAUUCAUAUUGACUGCUACAUCAUGCAUGCAUCCUUGCCACUAGCCAUAUUCUGUUACCAUGCUUCAUUCAACAAAUAAAACAUUGAAAUCAAGAGUGUGAAGUUAUUUAAAGAUACAGGUAGACAGAAUUGCUCUUUGGAGACAUUAUGUUAAACAUAUUUGUAUUAAUUCAGACUUGACCUGUGUUUAGUGACUGUCCCCAUGCUUAAAGUGCCAUUAAUUUUGUAAACCUGCCUAACAGCAUUAGUCUACUAGAAAAUGUAAUGAUUAACACGUUUUUUUAAGUGUGUUGAACAAAAUGCCUAUGACCUGGGGCAGUGACGACUGAAAUAUUGUGAUAGUAGAUUAUGAAUUGAGGCUGCAGGGACUUCAACAUGCAGUGUUUGUGUUCAAGUCUUAACAGUAGGUGCUUAACCCAAACAAUUGCUUCAUUCUGCUUCCAUGGCUGUUCAGAUGGUAAAAUGUUUCACCUGGCAUUGUGACAAUUGUAUGUAUGUUGUGCAGUCUGACUUACGCUUCCUUCUGAUAACAUUCAUGAGCCCUGCCAGCCAUGUGUCUAUUAUGAAAUCCCAAGUGCCAAAGGGUUCCUCUCCAUACUUCAUCUCCACCUGCCUGCACCCAGACUGUCACACUCAAAAAUAGCAUAGCAGCAACCCAUCACGUGUUCUAUCAGGUGUCACCCAGGAUCAUGGCUGGACUAUCCAUGUCUCCAAUGAAUGUUGUCAUGUGUUUCUGUGUAUAAGUAAUGUGUUUAUGUAUGAUCUUUGCCAAUAAAGUAUUGAUAAAUUCUUGUUA